Molecule: messenger RNA, 440 nt
Organism: Paramecium sonneborni
Lineage: Eukaryota; Ciliophora; Oligohymenophorea; Peniculida; Parameciidae
Source: the annotation of a GenBank genome assembly
CAAUGAAAAUAUUGGAUGACAUUAAAUAGUAAGUAGAGAAAGAAAUGUUAAAAUUUGAUCCACGAUUAGCUUAAAAGAAAUAUUUAAAGAUGACAGAAUCAAUAAAAGAUUUAUUCCUAAAAGCUGUAAUAUCUGAAAAGUAAACUAUAAAAUCGGUGAUAUAUCAAUUUUUAUGAUUGUAGGCUGCUAAUUCAAUAGGUAUAAAUUACUCAUCAGCUAAAGCCAUUUGGGCAGAAUUUAGAAGGAAAAAAUCAAAGAAGAAAAAGUAGAACAAUAAAGAAGAAUCAGAUGAGAAAAUAGAAAAUCAAUUAGUAAAAAGAUGUUCAUAUAAAAUAUUAAAUGGUUGUAAUAAAAUUAAGAAAUUUUGGAUGGAAAUAAAAUCAUCUGUUUCAUAGAAUUUGAAUUCAACUCACUUUUGUAAGUUGGACUCUCAUAUUUGA